This is a messenger RNA of Schistosoma guineensis, 1033 nucleotides long. The record is from the annotation of a GenBank genome assembly. Lineage: Eukaryota; Metazoa; Platyhelminthes; Trematoda; Strigeidida; Schistosomatidae.
AGGUCUAAUCCACAAGGCAGUGGGCCAACGUAAGGAGAUGUUGUUAUAUGGUAAAAGGUGACCAACGAUUUGUUCAUACGCCAUUUGUCCCUUCAGGUUCAUGGAGCCUAUGUACACCAUUAAUUUGAAAUGGUGGUUUUCCGACUCCCCCAGGUGAACCCUUCAUGUCUACCAAGCUGGUCAGAGUGUCGGACAUUCGCUUUCCACCCUCUCAAUUUCGUAAACAAUAGUAAUGCCGCGAGAAGACAGUGAAUAAGACUUCCCUGGCAAUGGUUGUUGUACAUAAUUACUCUGUAUCUAUCGAUUUUUUCCAUGUUGUUUUUUAGAUUUGUCAAUAUGAACUAUGGUAAUCCAAAAAACUCUGCUGCAAUUUUAGAAAAAAGUCUGACUAAACUACGUGGUGAUGUUAAUAUAGCAUCUUUUGCUUAUUUAUUUGUGGAGUUAGUCAAAUAUUCAAUGCGUAAUGUAUCCAGUAUGGAUCUUGUUCAGAAAAGAUUAUCAGAUUUUGGUAAAUUCGUUGGUGAACGUAUGAUUGAUGUAGUUUAUCUACGGGAUAAAUCAACUAAACGUGAUAUACGUUUAUAUAAUGCCUUAAUUUUUUUAAAAUCAAAUUUUUGGAAAAAUUUAUUCAAUAAAGAAGCUGAUGAAUUAGAACGUGAUGGAAUUGAUGAAAAUAUUUUUUAUAUGAUUGAACAUGAACCAAUAGUGAAUCGAUUUACUCGAUUUACUUAUGAAGAAAAAGAUGAAAAACGUAAAACAUCUGCUCCAUUGAAUAUUGCAGCGUUUAAUGCUGGAAUUGUUGAAGCAUUCUUAUCAACUAUUGGUUUUCCUUGUACAGUUACGGCAACCUGGUACAAGGGAACUGCUUAUGUGAUUAAAUUUGACGAGUCCGUGAAUAUUCGUGAAAGACAAUUGGAUAAUCGAUGAAUAUAAUUCGUAUUAGGCUAAGUUGUAUAAAAACUUUAUCAAGAUCUAAUGAAUGACCUAACUUUCCUGUGAUUAUCCAUUUACUAAAUACAUUGAUUUUUACAUC